AUGUCAAAAGAGAAAUCUGAUCAACUGGCUGCUGAGCCCCCUGUCGUCCAUAUUCCUGAGCCCACUGUCGUCAGUAUUCCUGAGCCCCCUGUCGUUCAUAUUCCUGUUCAGGGAGACGACGAGCUGCUGAGAGAAAAUGCUCCUACUCACUGGUAUGACAGCUUUGUUCGUAUGGUCAACUGGUAUCCUAAACAUAUUUCCAAGGACGAAAGAAGACUGCUGAUAAAGGUAGAUUUUGUUCUCCUGUCGUAUGUGUGUAUCUCAUAUUUCUGCAAAGCUCUUGAAAAGUCCAAUAUCACCAAUGCCUAUGUGUCGGGCAUGAAGGAAGAUAUUGAUUUCGGUGGUAAUGAUUUGUCAUAUGCCAAGUCGUUGUAUUCGGCUGGUUAUAUUGUCAGUAUGUGUCUUGGUACUAUGUUUGUGACUCGAGACUGGGCUCGUUUGAUGCUGCCUGUACUUGAAAUCACUUGGGGUGUUCUUUCUGCCUGUGAAUCUGCUGUUACGAACUCGUCGCAAAUGUUUGCCCUUCGUUUUCUUAUCGGUUUUGCAGAGGGUCCUAUUUUCCCGUCUGUGUUGUAUAUUAUUGGCAGUUGGUAUAACCGUGAUGAGAGGUAUAGAAGAAUCAUGGCCUUUUCUGUGUCGUCUUCGCUCGGAGGAAUGUUUUCUGGAUACUUGCAAUCUGCUGCUUAUGGACAUUUACAAGGUGUAGGGGGACAUACCGGCUGGCAAUGGGGUUUUAUUAUCGAUGGAGCUGUUAUUGCUAUUCCACUGGGUGUUAUUGGUAUAUUCAUUUUCCCAGGAACUCCUCAACAAGCCAAGAAUGUAUGGUGGCUCAAGAAAAGUGAUAUUCAACUGGCUGUGGAUCGAACUAUCAGAAACGGAGUUGCUACACCUACAAAACUGAAUUGGAGUAUUGUCAAGAGAACGCUCCUCCGUUGGCACGUUCAUUUCUUUGCAACUUUCUGGGUACUACUCAACAUCGUAGCACUUCCUGACGGUACUGGAUUCCCACUGUGGCUGAAGUCGCAAUCUCCCGAACGAUUCUCUGUCGCACAAGUCAAUAAUUACCCGACUAUUGCUUCUGCUGUAGGAGUCGUCGCACAAUUUCUGAUUGCUGGAUUUGCCGACUCGUACCCUGUAUACCCUUUUCUAUCACUCUGUCAAGUACUUUUCAUCAUCUCGUACUCGAGUUUGGCUGCUUGGGAUAUUCCUGACGGAUGGAGAUGGGUGUGUUUCCUGAUUGUGGGUUUUGACGGAGUCAACCAAAUGCUUGUUUCCGGCUGGAUCAACGAUGUCACUAAAGCAGAUGCCGAAGAGCGAGCAUUUGUUCUUGGCUACUCCGACGCAGUCUCCCAAGCAAUCAAUAUCUGGACCAACAUUGUAUUUUUCCCGACCGAAGAUGCUCCCAAGUUCCAUCUCGGCUACAUCAUCUCCACGGUAGGAGCCAUUCUCAUGCUGUUCCUGCCCAUCCUCGGCUACUUCGGCGAACGCUGGGACAAGAAACACAACUACGGACUCGGCAGCGAAGUCCUCGUCGAGCGCUCCACCGGCAAAAUCGAAGCCACCACCAGUAUCGCCCCGUCCUCCGCCCUCGACCCGUCCUCCUCACUCGAGCACGAACCCCCUGCCUACUCUGCCACCCAAUAG
Messenger RNA from Sugiyamaella lignohabitans, 1644 nucleotides. RefSeq names its product putative permease SEO1 (gene SEO1). Bases 1 to 1644 code for a protein of 547 amino acids. The transcript has a single exon. The record is from RefSeq and is a predicted model, not a curated record. NCBI's taxonomy places the organism in Eukaryota, Fungi, Ascomycota, Dipodascomycetes, Dipodascales, Trichomonascaceae. Gene Ontology annotation, cellular component: membrane. Gene Ontology annotation, biological process: transmembrane transport. Gene Ontology annotation, molecular function: transmembrane transporter activity.